Cylindrotheca closterium is the source of this 564-nucleotide messenger RNA. NCBI's taxonomy places the organism in Eukaryota, Bacillariophyta, Bacillariophyceae, Bacillariales, Bacillariaceae. The record is from the annotation of a GenBank genome assembly.
AUGUCUUUAUGGGCAGCCUCAGCUCCUACAAAUGUUUGUCUGACACUGCAAUGCUUGGGCUGCACCAAAACAUUUGUGGCUCGGAGAGAUCUCACUAGUGGGACCAUCAUCUCCAGCGGUCUAAUAAACCAUAUAAAACAGUCUCAGAGCAAGAAGAUCCGAAGGACUGGAAUCAACAGAAGAUGCUUGGAUAUUUAUCAGGCUCAGGACUUGGUUGACUGGCCAGAUAUAGACAUUUCAACCUCUCUUGGGACUGUUUUGGAUUCUCAGCCAGGUGACCACGAUCAUUUCCCAGAGGGAAGAGAGGAAGAGGUCCUCAGUGAUGUAUCCAUGGAAGAUGACAACAACAUGUCUCUUGAGCUUGACUAUUCCCCAAUUAUCUCAGACAUGACUCUAAAGCCAUCAAACAGUCUUCCAAAGAACACUUAUUUUAGCCAUUACCCGGUUGAAGCAAACUUUUCAAAGGAGUCACCAUUGUCCAAUGCAGAAUUCAAUCAACAAACAUCCCCGUCCACCAAACUGCUUCCACCAAUUUCCCAGUCAGAAAAUGGAACAGCAUUGUAA